Bursaphelenchus xylophilus (pine wood nematode) is the source of this 1568-nucleotide messenger RNA. Lineage: Eukaryota; Metazoa; Nematoda; Chromadorea; Rhabditida; Aphelenchoididae. The record is from the annotation of a GenBank genome assembly.
AUGUGGAUGUCCCGUAUCAUAAUUGUUCGGCCCGUUUCUCGAUCAGUUGCCUCACGCCGAUUGUUUCAUCGCUCCAGUUGUUCUGCAACUCGAUCCCGAACAAGUACAGAUGCCAUUCUUCGAGGAAAUGAGCGAUCUAUCACGCUUGAUGACCAUGCGGUGGCCAAGGUGGAUGUCAGCCAGUUGGCGGCGAAUCGACCAGUUGAAGAUUUCUUCGCGGCUUCGAAAUGCUUAUCGUCCAAUGCCCAUUUAUUUGGGGUCUUUGAUGGACAUGGCGGGGCUUCUUGUGCAAGGCAUGUAUCUACAAGACUUUUCGAUUACAUUUGCGCUUCUGUUCUUGAGAAACACACCUUAGCACAGAUACCGCUUAAUGAAAGAAUACAACACUUAUUCUCAAGUGCCGACCCACGACUACCUUCUUUUAUCAGGGACAUUCAUGAAUUCAACGUUAGAGAGUUUCACGAAAGGUAAGUAUACUCUACGUUACCCAGAAUUAUAUUUAGAUUUCGACGGCGAGAAGACAUGACAACAGUUAGGAAGGCCUUGCAGUAUGCAUUUACCCGUUUAGAUUCGGAUAUUUGCAACGGCGCGUUACCUGAUUCGAGGGGGCAAGUUUGCAGGUAAGUGGUAACUUUUUUUGAAUCCCAGUGUGUCGCUACUUUUUUCAGAAUGAGUGUCAAUGUCGCAACAUCCGGAUCCUGUGCGAUAAUUACACAUAUUAGAAGAGGGCAUUUACAUGUAGCGAAUUCUGGAGAUUGUGCGGCCGUUUUGGGGGUUGUGAAUCAUGGUCAUCUUGUUGCGCGACAAUUAUCGAAACCUCAUACUAUUGACAAUAUCGACGAAACGAAUCGUGUAAGAUCACAGCACCCAGUGUCUGAAAGAGCCACAGUUCUUAAAGGUAACUUUGUCAAUAUAUACCUACAUACCCCACAGGAGGACGUUUGUUAGGGGAGCUCUACCCCCUUCGAGCGUUUGGGGAUGUCCGUUACAAGUGGCAAAUGGAACUGCAGAAAGUAGUACUGGAACCUCUAGGAAUGUCACCACCCAGCGGACUUCAAACUCCUCCCUAUCUGACAGCACAACCAGAAGUUUUCUACCAUAAACUAACUCCAAAUGACAAGUUUCUUGUCAUAGCCAGUGAUGGAUUAUGGGAAUGGUUAGACCCUGAUACUAUAGUUCGACUAGUCAGUGAUCAUGCACUAGGAACUCAGACACUCAGCAACUAUCAGCCAUCUCCAGAAAAAACCCUGGGGGAAGUAAGUGACUGGCAUUUGAAAAAAAAUCAUCAAAUGGUUUUGAAAACCUUGUAAGUUUAGAUCGUAGAAGAGAUCGAUCGACGACGAAAAGGCACCGUAAAGAAACCGUUAGAUGAUAACAGUGCCACGCAUAUCAUACGUAACGCCCUAGGAGGUUGUUCUGGCGGAACUGAUCAACAGUAUUCAAGACUUCAAGAUAGUCUCCAGCUACCUCCAGGGAUGGCAAGAAAUUAUCGAGACGAUAUUACUGUUAUUGUUGUGCAUUUCAACGACGCGUAUUUACAAGUCAACGCCGAUGCCGACGAAGGAUAA